AUGGAUGGAACCGAGAAUUGUCCCGAGGGCGAAACCCGUGGUGCCAAAGAGAUAGUCGUCAAGCUAAUUGUUGCCCAUCUCACAGCAGUUGUCGCCUUCUGUCAUCUUCAAUCUCUCCGCAAUGAGCGGCUAGACACCAUCGAACCAGUGCUAUUCCUCCUCUCCCCAUUUCUAGUCGUCUUCCAAACAGGCCUCGGCCUAGUCGCCAUUCACUACUAUCUUAUCGAAAGCAUGAUUGGAUCACCUCAAGAUUGGUCAGGUCAUAUGAGCGUCUAUGCGUAUCGGUGGAGACUUUUAUUCGCAAGGAAACCAACACCUAGACUAAAGGGAGAGGAAGACUAUCGCUCAAAAUCUGGGGGAGCUUGGGUGAAUCUGGGGAGACUACUAGUCAUGUCUGGCACGCUCUUCCAGUUCGUGGCGACCAUCUUUUUGUACAGACGAAGGUGGAAUCUUUAUGGCUGGGAGUCUCUCUCCUUUGUCGACCACCGAACGUUCGAGUUGGCCGUCGGUGGCGCUACAGUCACAGUCAUGUCUGUAUUACUGGCGCUCAGACUACCAGCCUUCACUGAAGCUCCUCUGAUCCCUUAUACCCAAGACAACGGCACAACAUCAGAGCAAAUAAUUAUGUUUUGUCGCGGUGAUGCAAGGCGUUGUCCCAAGUGGUACUGGCCAAUUUAUAUAUCAGGAUAUGUACCAGGAACGACGGCAGUAACAUGGCUUUUAUGCGUCUAUUCUUCGACAUACCAAGGCGAGCUGGUAUGGCUGGGACAAUUGGCGUUCAUGUACACUCUCGUUUACGAGGGUUUCAAUGAGAAGCUUGGCCUCAAUGUUUCUAUCUGGACAUUUUAUCUUCUUGCUGUCGUUUCGUUCGGCCUCUGGAUGGUGGCCUCGAAGAUUCUUUCACGGCUAACCAACACUGUCAUUGCCAACUUCGAAAAGAAAUAUCCAUGGGUAGGAAGGCCAGUCUUGAUUGUUGUGAGUGGUGCGGCUUUCUGCUACUUUUUCAUAUUUAUUAUCUUCAUGAUCAUAUGUAUAUCUCUGUUGGGGUUCUCUAUUCUGCCAGCCAUGCUAUCUGGUCCAGUUAGUAUUGGAUUGACCAAAGGUUGGGAAACGCAGACGAUGUUUUCACAGGUGCCGUUUGGGACAAACAAUGAAGCGACUAAGUGUUUAUUGCUUUGGAAGGAUCCCGUGGCGGAUUAUCUAUGGUCACUUGUCUAG
Messenger RNA from Fusarium poae, 1218 nucleotides. RefSeq lists its product as uncharacterized. NCBI's taxonomy places the organism in Eukaryota, Fungi, Ascomycota, Sordariomycetes, Hypocreales, Nectriaceae. The transcript has a single exon. The record is from RefSeq and is a predicted model, not a curated record. The coding region runs from base 1 to 1218 and encodes 405 amino acids.